Messenger RNA from Prunus armeniaca (apricot), 498 nucleotides. NCBI's taxonomy places the organism in Eukaryota, Viridiplantae, Streptophyta, Magnoliopsida, Rosales, Rosaceae. The record is from the annotation of a GenBank genome assembly.
AUGUUGGCUACUAACCCUAGCCUCUUCUUCUCCUCCUCCAAACCCUCCUCAACCCGCCUCCGCUGCCGCGCCGCCACUGGAGACCUCCCUCGCGGCCCAGCAUUCCCCCGCUUAAUUCAAUUCCCCUCCGCCGCUGCUGACGCAGCCGCCGUUGGCGUCCGAAUUGGCCAGGGCGCCGAGCUCGACGGCGGGGCGGCUGGGCUUCGCGGCGGCGGUAGCGGCAGUGGCAGUGGUGGUGUUAAGGUGAAUGCCAUGGAGAGGAAGUGGUCGCGUGACAGAGAGAGCUAUUUGACUCACAACGGCGACCCCCUCCCUCUUCCGAUGACAUAUCCCAAUACUUCGCCGGUGUCACCCGAGGAGAUUGACCGGAGGCUCCGAUGUGAUCCUAUAGUUGAGGAAAGUGUAGGAGUUGCCAAGGCUCAGGAUUUGUCAGUUAUUACAACAAAAGAGGAAGAGAAACUAUCUGCAAAUGCCUACCUUGCCAAGGAAUUGGUAUGA